AUGUCGCUAUCUAUGUGCAAACAAACAACAAUUUUGCCGCACAUUCUUCAAACUGGGAAAGUCCACUGUAGCCAGCCACAGAGGGAGAAGAUGGUGGUGGUCUUGGGAGCCACCGGGACUGGAAAAUCUCGACUUUCCAUCGACAUAGCCACCCGUUUUCAGGCUGAGAUUGUAAAUUCAGAUAAAAUGCAGGUGUACGAAGGAUUGGACAUAACAACGAACAAGAUUACUCAAGAAGAGUGUUGUGGGGUACCCCACCACCUCUUAGGAGGAGUAGAUCCUAACAUGGAUUUCACAGCUACAAAUUUUUGUAACAUGGCUUCCCUUGCUAUAAAGUCUGUAGUCAACAAUCGAAGGCUUCCAAUCAUCGUUGGAGGCUCGAAUUCAUUCAUCGAGGCACUCAUUGAUGAUAAGGACAAUGAUAAAUUUCGUUCCAAGUACGAAUGUUGCUUCCUCUGGAUGGAUGUAUCGAUGCCUAUGCUCAAGUCGUUUUUGUCCGAUCGAGUUGAUCGAAUGGUGGAAAGGGGAAUGGUAAAUGAGGUAAGAAAAAUGUUUAGAUUGAAUGCAAACUACUCAAGAGGACUUAGGAGAGCAAUUGGUGUCCCUGAGUUGGAUCGUUACUUCCGGGCUGAAUCAUCCUCUGAUGAUAAAACUCGUGCUAGAAUUCUCGAAGAAGCAAUAAACAUGAUAAAAUUUAACACUAACAAAUUGGCAUGUCGCCAAGUGGAGAAAAUAUAUCGACUUAGAGACGUGAAGGGAUGGAAAAUGCACCGGAUUGAUGCCACCGAUGUGUUCAGAAGACAAGGCAGAGAAGCCGACAAGGCAUGGGAGAAUUUGGUGGCGGGGCCAAGCACGAUGAUAGUGAGUAGAUUCCUAUACAAUUUUGGCUCUAUGGAGUAUAGGAAUUUGUGGGCAAUGAGAGGUCCGCUGAUGGAGACAGCAGUAGCAGCAGCAACUCACUAG
This is a messenger RNA of Fraxinus pennsylvanica, 963 nucleotides long. Lineage: Eukaryota; Viridiplantae; Streptophyta; Magnoliopsida; Lamiales; Oleaceae. The record is from the annotation of a GenBank genome assembly.